AUGGACGUGCAGCCAGCCUCCAGAAACAAGACGACAAACAGUAUUCAUGCUCAGAGCAGCAACCACAGGAGAGGUCAGUGCAGUGAGUAGAAGGCAGCUGUCUGAGCUGUUGAGGAUUUUAACAUUUCUCCUUCCAUGCAGAGGAUUAGCUCUAUAACUUUUUACAUUCUAGAGCACAGCUCCACAUAACUAAGCAUAAAUGAGCGAUACAAUUCUGCCAUGCUGAGAAAAUGCCACAACAAGGAAAGAGCUUUAAAAUAACCAGUCAGUUAAGCAAAAGGCUAACAUUUCUAUGCCCAAAUUGCCAGUCAUAUGUUGUGUCUCAUCUAUAGCACAGCAACCUGUCACUAGCCACGGUUUAAUAGCCGCUUCCACAGUGUUACAGUGCUCUACCACCCGGAUAUAAACAAGCACAGAUGACAAAAAAUAUCAUCUCGUAGGUCCUUGGAAAAUAAGCUAAUCCAUGGCUAACCCAAAGCAUUUUUUUCUUUAUGUUGAGGUUUUCUGUGGGCUAAUCAAGUUAGUCCACUGAGAUAUGACAAAGCAAAAUCUCUGUCACUGUGUCUCUUUAAGCACCUGUAUUAGAAGUACCGAUGGCUUAUAAAGCAACAAUUUAUCAUGGUGAAGAUAAUCAGACUUUUGCCCCUGUGACGUAAGGUGGGGCUGGUCUCGGUUUCUGAACAGUGAAUAAUGGUCUUACAAGCUUUUUGUGGGGUCAGUUUACUUAUAUUAACAAGCGUUGGGUCUUUGAAAGCUCUAUGCAAACCCUUAUCUCUCUAUUAGUGCAUGUUCUGAUGAUCUUGCAUGUUCCUAUGUGUUUGUUGGUUUUUGUGUGUUUAUCAUGUUCAAAAACAGUUUAAAAAACUAUCUAAAAGAAAAGUAAAUCUUGUACUCCCUUUUUUUAAAUUUGGCUUUCCUUGUCAGCCAUGUCAAGAACCAAACUUAUUGUCUCUUCUUAAAAAUGAUUGAAAAAAAACAGAAUAUUAAAGGUUGUUGUAUUUUUCUUUGUAAGGCAUUUUCAACCUCCUAAAUGUGUAACAUUAAAUGCUGCCGAGCUGAACAUGAUGUAGACUGUCCUGGCUGCAAGACAGCCAAAUGCUAUCAGUAUUUAAACAGUUCAUUUUUCUGUUGAUGUAUGUAUUGGUAUUUUAAUAAUUUUAUUUGCGUUAUUUGUCUCUCAGAUAAUGGAGUGAAAGCUGAGACCUCUCCUGGUCCGUCAAACCCUGUCCGAACGUCCAGGACUCACAAUGAGCUUCACAGAGAGCUGCUGCUGGCCCACAAGAAGUAGGUGACCAGUAUGAGCCACGAAAUGGUCCAAACAUCAUGUAAUAACUUAUUACAAACAUGAUUUCAUCUUUAAAAUUAAGGACAUGAACAGAGACCCACUCAGCUUUCUUAAAAGCUUGCAUGUGCUUUUGUGUCCAGCAUAUAAACGCCUCUCAAGCCUCUCUGUGCAGCCAUUCUUCUCUAAAGCAGGCGUCAUUAAGAAUACAUGAGAGUCUCAAACUUGCAAUCAUACACCUUCUCUCCAUGCUGAUGCAGUGAGUUAGGCCAAAGGGGGCACGAAUCUGUGAAAGGUGAUAUGCUAACAGGAGAGCUGAUCUGGAUCCACGGCCAGCGUGUCCUGAUAGCACCACUCUGCACAAGUGAAAGGGGUAGAUGCUCGUGAUGCUGGUUAUCUGCUAAUCCACACAAUUUAUCAAACUCAACCCUGAAAUCUUUGCAAGUUUAGGACCAGAUAUAACUUUAAUUUAACAGAAGUCACAUGCAUUAAUGACAUAAAGCAGAGUACAGUUGCCUCUUGUGCAUUUUAAUAAUUAUAUUCUUGUCUAACUUAAGCUCCGUUUCUUCCUCUAUGGGCUCAGGGGUUUGGCGCUAAGCAGCAGGUCAGAACUGCAGCAGGUGUUGGAGAAGAGGAAGAGGGUGCAGAAUGACCAGGAAGAGGUGGGACAGAGCAGGUCGCCUCUGGAGGACGUGCUGCUCAGACGACAGCAGAGACAACUGGAGGUAUUAGAUACUGUCUGUAGAGUCAGUAAUGACAGUUAAUGUUCAAUGUAAGACUCAAAAAGCCCUUAACUUGAAUUUUCUGAAAAAAUCCAUCCAAAAAUGAAAACGUGAGGCUCUGAGGGUCUGUGGCAGGGGUCAGCCUUUCCUAGGAGGAGUUGUUUUUGCAUGUUCCUCUCACUAAAAUUACUGUCUGGAGCUGCAAAACAUUUUUAAUCCUUUCCAUGAAGAUAAAGUAGCCUUAGAGUAUCAGUAUCAGGUGAAGAACAGCAUGAAAAAAAGGCGAAAAAUGCCCCUUGUUAAAGAACAGCUUCCUCGUAAUAAGACUAAUGUUUUGGAGCAUCACUGCACAUUUACUUAACAUAAGAGCUUUAAUUUUGAACUCCCCUCAUAGCUGCAGGCUCUCAUCCAUGAGGCAAGAACCAUUUUUGGAUUUAAUAUGGUUCAUUGGUGGAGGUAAACAAAUGACAGGCAGGCCUCCAAAUCUCCUUUUGGUCACAUUUUACUUAUCAGGGAUUUAAUUUCAUAUUUCAGUUAUACGUUUAAGGGUGUUAGGAGGCUUUGAAUAUCACUUUUGUGGUUUAGAGUGAGAGUUUCACCAAUGAAAACAAAAUUAGCCACUGAAGGGGGUCAAAUAGCCACAUGCAUCUCUAAACGGAGUUCCCUGUCUUGGAGUGAAGGUUAGGAAAAACUCCAGGUUAAGUGGUGUCCGCUGUAUGACAGUCAGAUCCUUGGCUCCUCGGGAUUACCAAAACAAGAUUAUUGUGUUUUUGAAUGCCUUAAAUGAAAUCUAGCACUCAGUUGUUUAGCAUGAUCAAAUGAUGAGCAGUGCUGUAAUCUCCCAUUAGGAGAUUAUAGUAAUCUUGUACACAAUAUUUUACUUCUUGUCAAACCAACUCGGUUGGUCAUCUCAAACUUGAGCUGAUUUCAUAGUUUUAGAAAUCACAGCUCUCAACAAGAGCUCUACAGUUUAAGAUAACAGGAUUUGGUGAUGUUGUAUGUCAAAGAAAAGAAAAGAAAAGAGACACACAAUUUUAAGGAAUAAACUUUUUUUUAAUUUUUAUUUUAUGAAAGACAUCAUGAAAACUGUCAGCAAGGAAAAGAAAACUGUCACUCAGGGGAAAUUUGGUUUCUCAAAAAUAUACACAUUUUAUCUUACCAUGCUUUGAGUUUUCCUCUUUAUUUUCUCUGGUCAGAAGGAGAAGGAACAGGAAGACAAAGUUCAGGAAGAGACCCAGCUGAUGGAGUUCAUCAGAGUCCGACAGAACCUCAAAAAGAUCCACUCGGCCAUCCAGAACAAGGCUGCAAACUCCUAA
Molecule: messenger RNA, 3320 nt
Organism: Xyrichtys novacula (pearly razorfish)
Lineage: Eukaryota; Metazoa; Chordata; Actinopteri; Labriformes; Labridae
Source: the annotation of a GenBank genome assembly